Solanum lycopersicum (tomato) is the source of this 570-nucleotide messenger RNA. RefSeq names its product proteinase inhibitor I-B-like. The record is from RefSeq and is a predicted model, not a curated record. NCBI's taxonomy places the organism in Eukaryota, Viridiplantae, Streptophyta, Magnoliopsida, Solanales, Solanaceae. Gene Ontology annotation, biological process: response to wounding. Gene Ontology annotation, molecular function: serine-type endopeptidase inhibitor activity.
AUAACUAAUCGAUCCGACCCGACCCGAUCCGAAGUCCCUAUAAAUAUUGAUGUGUAACUAAUGAGUGUUACACAUCACACAAUUAAAUUAAAUAAAAGCAAAAUGGAGGGAAAGAGAAUCAAGUUAUCUCAUGUUCUUGCUUUCCUGCUUCUUGCAUCACUUUUUCAAACACUGAUGGCAAGAGAUUUGAUCAGUGAUGGCAUAGAAGUGCUACAACUUCCAGUGGAAAAUGAUGGUGAAUUUGUAUUUUGCCCAGGUAAGCAAUCAUGGCCUGAACUUGUUGGAAAAUCAGCAAGAUAUGCAAAACAAGUAAUUCAGAAGGAAAAUCCAAUAGUAACUCAAUUUACACUUUUAUUUCCUGGUAUGCCUAAGCCAGCAGCAUAUAUUUGUGGUAGAGUUUAUUUGGUUGUUAACUGGAAACUCAUUGUUCAAGUUACUCCCUCUAUGGGUUAGUAACAUUAUGUUAUCAAAAAAUUAAAUGAAGUCUCUUCAUUUACUCUACUAUUUCAACAUAAAUAAAACUAAUGUUCCUUAUUUUUAUUGUAAUGCUAUAUAUAUGUAUCUACCCUU